AUGAACGAUGCAACUUAUCUCCUGGAUGAAAGUCUUAAAAAAUUGGUGGAAAUUCGUAAUUUACAAAAUGAAAUGAGUGACACCGCGGAAUGGAAUAGGCAAACUCCGCAACAUCGUCAAGAACGCGAAGGGUUGCUUCGCUCUCUUGAACGACAAGCUACAUCUUAUAUGGCUCUCGGGAAUGAAACAGUACACAUGCUUGAAUAUAUGACAUCAGAGGUAGUCGAACCGUUUAUCACACCUCAAAUUGUCGAUCGAUUAGCAGCAAUGUUAGAUUAUAAUUUAGAUUCUCUUGUUGGUCCACGGUGCACUGAACUUAAAGUUAGAAAUCCAGAUAAAUAUCGAUUUCAGCCUAGAACUUUAUUACAACAAUUGAUAACUGUAUAUUUGAACUUAUGUAAAAGUAAAGAAUUCGUACAAGCAGUUGCUAGAGAUGGUAGAAGUUAUAAGAAAGAAUUAUUUUCAAAAGCGUCAGAAAUCUUGAAGAAAUACAGUUUGAAAUUGGAAAGAGAUGUUGAAAUAUUGAAUAAAUUUGUCAAUGAUGUUGAGGAAGUAAUUAAAUUGGAAGCGGCUGACGACGAAGAGUUGGGUGAUAUACCUGAUGAAUUUUUGGAUCCACUUAUGUAUGAAAUAAUGGAAGAUCCUGUUAUUUUACCUGAAUCGCGAGUUUCUAUUGAUCGUAAAUCCAUCACGACUCACCUUUUGAGCGAUGCUACGGAUCCUUUCAACAGGAAGCCUUUGACAAUAGAUCAAACACGGAAUUGA
Molecule: messenger RNA, 765 nt
Organism: Funneliformis mosseae
Lineage: Eukaryota; Fungi; Glomeromycota; Glomeromycetes; Glomerales; Glomeraceae
Source: the annotation of a GenBank genome assembly